Molecule: messenger RNA, 1869 nt
Organism: Musca vetustissima
Lineage: Eukaryota; Metazoa; Arthropoda; Insecta; Diptera; Muscidae
Gene: Pgant1
Product: polypeptide N-acetylgalactosaminyltransferase 1
Exons: 5
Coding region: 4-1869 (621 amino acids)
Cellular component (GO): Golgi apparatus
Source: RefSeq, a predicted model, not a curated record
GAAAUGGUAUUUCGGUUUCGUUCCUUUUAUGGCAAAAUAAUUACCUUUGCCUUAGUGGCGCUUGUAUUCAUCCUUUACAUCAAAGUCAUCCAAGUCGAUGAACAGGGAAAUAAUAUAAUUUCGGGCUUUGAGAAUGUUGCUGCCCUGCGCCAAAGUCACCAUCGACACAGCGGCAAGGAUAGAGAAUUGGAGACAGACGAGAAUGAAAUCCAAAGACCUCCUCCCCCAGCUCAGAAACCAGACACGCCAGAGUUCACUUCCCCUUUUGAGAGCGAAAUUCUUCAAGACAUAGCCAGACAAGAACCCGGAUUAGGUGAUAAUGGUGAGGCGGCCUAUUUAGUAGGCGAAGCUAAACUACGUGGCGAGGAGAUUUACAAAAGAAUCGCUCUCAAUGAAGAACUCAGUGAACACAUAAGCUACAACCGCACUCUGGCGGAUUACCGACAUCCCCAAUGCCUAAAACAGCACUACAAUACCGGUGAUCUUACAGCCAGUAUUGUUAUUAUAUUCUUCAACGAACCAUAUUCGGUCCUCCUAAGAACAGUUCAUAGCUCCCUAAAUACGUGUAAUGGACGUAUGCUGAAACAGGUCAUUCUCGUCGAUGAUGGCAGUACAAAUGAGGAGCUGCACGACAAAUUGGAUUACUAUAUACGGACAAGGUUUCCACCGGGGAAGGUGAUAAUGGUGCGCCUGAAAAAUCGGUUGGGUUUAAUCCGAGCACGUUUAGCAGGAGCCCGUGUAGCAACAGGCGAUGUUUUAAUAUUUUUGGAUGCACAUUGCGAAGCGAAUAUUGGAUGGUGCGAGCCAUUGUUACAUCGCAUAAGAGAGUCGAGAACUAGUGUUUUGGUUCCUAUAAUCGAUGUGAUUGAUGCGCAGGACUUUAAGUACAACACAAAUGGCUACAAAUCUUUCCAAGUGGGUGGUUUUCAGUGGUCUGGCCAUUUUGAUUGGAUAUCUGUUUCGGAGAGGGAGAGGAAGAGACAGCAGCGAGAGUGCAAAGACCUAGACUUGGACGUCUGCCCAACGUGGAGCCCUACAAUGGCAGGGGGUCUUUUUGCCAUCGAUCGUAGUUAUUUCUGGGAAGUUGGCAGUUAUGAUGAACAGAUGGAUGGCUGGGGUGGAGAAAACUUGGAGAUGUCUUUCAGAAUAUGGCAAUGUGGCGGCACAAUUGAGACAAUACCCUGCUCCAGGGUUGGGCACAUCUUUCGAGACUUCCAUCCGUAUAAAUUUCCCAACAACCGAGAUACCCACGGCAUUAACACGGCCCGCAUGGCCUUGGUUUGGAUGGAUGACUACAUAAACAUUUUCUUCUUAAAUAGACCAGAUUUAAAAUUCCAUCCCGACAUAGGAGAUGUUACCCAUCGAGUUAUGUUGCGCAAGAAAUUGAGAUGCAAAAAUUUCAAUUGGUAUCUGGAGAACAUUUACCCCGAAAAAUUUGUCCCCACAAAAAACGUGAUAGCUUAUGGAAGAGUUCGUUCGCUCCAUGAAAACAUAUGUCUGGAUGAUUUACAACAGAACAAUGAAAAACCAUACAAUUUGGGUGUAUACGCCUGCAGCAAAGAUAUUUCAAAGACGCAGUUCUUCUCUCUUACCAAGAGCAAAGUACUGCGCAAUGAAUUGAGUUGUGCUACUGUGCAACACAGUGACUUGCCACCAUUUCAAAUAGUUAUGACAAGCUGCUUCGAAAACGACGAUCACAAUGAAAAGUGGCAAUACCUAGGUAACCGACUGAGGCACAUACCCACCGGUCUAUGUUUAGAUCAUCGCGGUUUGCAUCAAGGUGAUUACGUUCAAGUUGCACCCUGCGAUCCGUACAGCAGGACACAAAGUUGGACGAUAGAUCAUGGCGAAGAUUCAUAUCUACCCUAG